CAUUCAUUAAACUGAGGCUGCCUUGCGAUACCCUUUCUUUUCUUGCGAUUUCUGCUUUGGCUAUUGCAGGAUAUGGGUGUAGCGGGACUUUGGGAGGUUUUGUCGCAUGAGUUGACACGAAUCAUUAAACAUCUAUCUGUUACCCAAGGAUUUGAAGCAAAUGCUGGUGGUCGACGGGGCUUUCGCAUAGGCAUUGAUGCUUCAAUUUGGUUCUUCCAUGCUGCGUACGGUAAAGAAGGAGAGAAUCCGGAAUUGCGCACGCUCUUCUUUCGCUGUUCCAAACUCAUGAGCAUGCCUCUCCUCCCACUCUUUCGCGGGAAGAGAGUAAGCGGCAAUGCGCACUGGCUCACUACUGGAAUGAAAAACAUCAUUGCUGCUUUUGGUUUUGAAUGGAGAACGGCUCCUGGCGAAGCUGAAGCUGAGCUUGCGUACCUGAAUCGCAUCGGAGUCAUCGAUGCUGUCCUCUCCGAUGAUGUGGAUAACUUUCUAUUCGGCGCCACUAUGGUCAUUCCGCAAGUAAAUCCUGUCACCCUGAGCAAAUCCCCCAGCAACACGCUUUCCGGAAACCGCGCGCACCCAGUGAAAAACUCUGACGGACGUGAUGAUGGAAACCACGUCGUGACGUAUCGCGCCGCUGAUAUCCUCUCCCACGACGAUAUCUGUCUCUCGCAAGGAGGCUGUAUCUUAAUUGGCCUCCUCUCUGGCGGAGACUACCAUCAGGCUGGCGUUCAAGGCUGCGGGAAGCUCAUUGCUGCUGGCCUCGCACGUUGUGGAUUCGGAGAUCGACUGCUAAAAGCAGCCAGCUCCCUCAGCCGCGAGGAGCUAGAGAAAUGGCUUGACACGUGGCGUGAUGACGUGCGCGAGGAACUGCGUACGAACAAGAGUGGCCUCAUCGGAUCGAAAAAGCCUGCACUCGCAAAGAAGAUUCCUGAUGGUUUUCCUGAUGUCGAUAUUCUACUAUCCUACACCAAUCCUAUCACAAGCGAGACAGAGGGUAAACCUACGCGAGACAUUACUUGGGAACAAGAGCCCGACAUUGGUAAAAUCGCUGCACUUUGCGAACUGUACUUCGAAUGGGGUGUGAAGGAUGUGAUCAUCAAGCGUUUUCGCACAGUUUUGUGGCCAAGCGCCGUGCAACGUAUCCUGCGGCGUUGGUGCGAUGGAAAAGGACGAGAAGAAGCCAAGACAACAGGCAAACUUGCUCCGGGAACGCCCUCGAAGAUGAUUACAAAGUACUUUUCGUCGAUGAAGCUCCACUCUCCAACCAAAGACGACCGCGAGGAGCAAGAGCAUAAUGAUACUGAAUCCGAAGCAGAAGAAGAUAGGCUGAUUGUCAAGAUUCACUCCUCGCGACGGCACGCGUCUACGGAUGGAAUUCUUGAGUAUCGACUGGAGAUUGCGCCUGUGCAGCUCGUACAGUUGGCUGGGGGCGGUGUCCAAGGAAUUAGGCCCCCAAUCGAAGUAGAUGCUGCUUUCGAUGACACCGAAGGUGACGAUGAGGAUGAGGAUGGCGGAAAGCAAAAGGGCAAGAGCAAGGGAAAGAAACCUCCACCAGACCCUGAGAGCCACCUUCGUGUAUGGAUGCCAGCAUGUAUGGUGCAGAUCGUAGAGCCAGAGCUUGUCGAAGCUUUCGAAGACAUCCAGCGCAGAAAGCUGGAGAAAAAGACCAAGCGAUCGAACAAGACGGAUGGGAAGAAGAAGGCUGCUCUCACUGCGCAGGGAGAUAGCGAUGGAGAUGCCCUCCCUGUUCUAGCCCCUGCAAAGAAGAAACCUACCCGUCCGAAGAAAGCGGUAGCGGGGCGGGAGGACAGCGGGCACGCUCCUCGCUCUCUCCCAAGCAUCAAUGCUUCUGACGAUCCUUUCCUAGAGCCCAAGAAUGCUCAGUCUGAAACUGGUUCUAAGAAACAUACGAAAUCGUCUGACUCAGAUUUCCCACAGUCCCACAUAACCAAGUCUCCAAGAAAAUCUCCGCAGCAAACAUCUCCGCGCUCGUCAGGCUUAAUCAGACCCAUGGGAAAAAAGAAAGAUGUUUCCACCACACAAGACGACAGCGAUAAGGAUGCUCUCCCUCUUCCAUAUCCUCCGAAGAAGACAACAGCCCGUCGAAAGAAAGCAGUUGUGGAACCCGAGGCCACCGCACUUGCUCCUCGUCCUUUCCCGAUGUCAGGUUUCAUCAGUACUCCUGACGAUCCUUUCACAGAGCCCACGAAUCCUAUCCACGCUCAUACAUCCCAGCAGUCCUCACAAACCGGCUCUAAGAAGCAUACCAAAUCGUCCGAUUCCGAAUCCCUCCACCCCCCCGUAACCAAAUCUCCUAGGAAAACGCCGCCGCGGAUAUCCAGCUUGAUCACGCGCCCAAAUUCACCAUCACCUGUGCAGCCGAUUCACAAGCUCGACGAUAUCAUUGAUAUCUCUAGUGAUUCCGAUGUACCAUUACCACCCACAAAACUUUCUGUCAAAGCACCCCUACUGCUUGCCAGAGAGAAAGCCAAGAAGGGGAAUAGUUUAUCUCAUGUCAAAAGCAAACGCCCUGGCCUCGAGUCGACAUCCAGGGGCCAAUCAACGAGAGUAGUUGUGGCAGAGAACGACAUCAUUGAUUUGACUUGCUGAAUCGAUCGUUAUAAGGGUUGGUUGGUUGUACAACAAGCUAGUAUGUGUAGUAGACGGAUCUACGGGAUAUAUACCCUCUGUAUUUUCUGUAUUCGCCAGAUGCUCAUUCUUCACGAGCUUGUCGAUCUUAGCAUGAUUCUUCCAUUGGAGAUACGCCCCGGCUGCUGUAGAACG
Suillus subalutaceus is the source of this 2784-nucleotide messenger RNA. RefSeq lists its product as uncharacterized. The record is from RefSeq and is a predicted model, not a curated record. Bases 73 to 2610 code for a protein of 845 amino acids. The transcript has 8 exons. Lineage: Eukaryota; Fungi; Basidiomycota; Agaricomycetes; Boletales; Suillaceae. Gene Ontology annotation, molecular function: crossover junction DNA endonuclease activity; 5'-flap endonuclease activity.